AAAUAAUCUGGUCAGAUAAGAUUAAUGAUAGGAAUGCAGUCAUACCUCCAUUUCCUUACCACGCAGGGAGGAGGAGCUCUACCUAAACAGGAUAAACAGGACAUGAGAGUAGAUAGCUCCAAACGACUUCACUGACAUUAACCUUAAAGGUUUAGAAGAAAACAGACAGGAUAAUUGGCACUUAUCAGAAUGGGUUGUUACACUGCACUCAUUGCUCUUCUGUUUAUCCUUCACACGGUAAAUGGACAGACUACUACAGCAACUCCACCAUCGAGCAAUACUGAUCCACCAUUGAGCUCAGCAGCCCCACAGUCAAGUGGGACUCCUGUCCAACAAACGAGGUCAAAUGAUCCACUGUCAAGCUCAACAGCCACUUCAUCCUCAACAACUUCACCAUCAGAUACAACAGCUUCAUCAGUUGGUAUAACACCCUCGUCAACAGAUGUAACACCCUCACUGGUUGGUGCUUCAUCUCAAGUGUCAAACACAGACAAUCCUACAUCUAUUGCAACAACUAAAGCAUCAAGUUUGACGCGUCAACGUCCAAAUGCAACAGCUCUGCCAUCAAAUGUAACAACUCCAUCUACCAAUACAAGCUCUCAGAGUGCAUGGACAACUCUGGCCACUACAGGCGGGUCAUUGAAUACCACUCAAUAUCACUUUAGCAAUUUGUCGAUACCAUUUCCUGGGAUUAAUGGAACUAGCCCAGUUCCUCUGGUGGCUUCAUUCUCAAGGAGAUGUUCUUCAAAUCCACCUCUGUGUUGUCUUGGGCUCAACAAUUCCUGUUUCAGAGGGUGCUUCUGUGAUGUGGCCUGUAUAAGGUUGGAAGAUUGCUGCCCAGACUUCCAGACAACUUGUGUGACAGGUGUGCAGAUUGGAUCAGCCACGGUGUCCUCAGUCUCCAACGCAACCAAUGCAACCAACGCAACCAAUGCAACCAACGCAACCAAUGCAACCAACGCAACCAACGCAACCAACGCAACCAACGCAACCAAUUCCACUUCCACAUCAUUCCCAGUGUUCUCAUUUCCAGGAAAUUGUUCUGCACAGCCGGCCUUGUGCUGUAAAGGUGCCAACGUGAACUGCUUCAGAGGGUGCUUCUGUGACGAGGUUUGUCAGACUCUAAAUGACUGCUGUCCUGACUAUGCAGAUACCUGCACAAAAGACAUUCAGAAGGUGAUUGGUAGUGGAACUAUAUCCAUUCUUGCUCCACCCAAUUCAACUGAUGCGUCUCUUGAAGUGUCUAUUCAGAAUGCUGCAUUACAGCUACAGACCUAUCUCAAGACAACAUACACUGAAAUCAGCUCCUUCAGAAUCAUCAAACUUAAGAAGACCGGAAAGACUUAAUUUGUAAAUCUUCUCAAACACAUCGAAAAUAUGUGAUUGCAUUUUAGAUUAGAUUGCAUUUUUCUUUCUCUCUAUGUGAUGAAACUAAACAUAAUUGAUUAUAUUACAACGUAAAGCACUUGUAAUAGAUACUUCUAAUGUAUAUCUGGUUUGAUGGGUACUAUGUGGGAGAACAAUAAUAUGUGAAUUGUAUUGGUCACAUACACAUAUUUAGCAGAUGUUUUUGUGGGUGUAGUGAAAUGCUUGUGUACAGAGAAAUGCUUUGCACGGCUGUCUGUGGAUGAGAUAUGUCUUUAAUGUAAUUUCUCAAAUAAAUUGUCAGACUUAUUGGACUAAACAUUCAA
Molecule: messenger RNA, 1691 nt
Organism: Oncorhynchus tshawytscha (Chinook salmon)
Lineage: Eukaryota; Metazoa; Chordata; Actinopteri; Salmoniformes; Salmonidae
Product: cell wall protein DAN4
Exons: 7
Coding region: 190-1347 (385 amino acids)
Source: RefSeq, a predicted model, not a curated record